Messenger RNA from Fusarium venenatum, 1155 nucleotides. RefSeq names its product restriction endonuclease type II-like protein. Gene Ontology annotation, biological process: UV-damage excision repair; mitotic recombination. Gene Ontology annotation, molecular function: damaged DNA binding; single-stranded DNA binding. Gene Ontology annotation, cellular component: nucleus; ERCC4-ERCC1 complex; nucleotide-excision repair factor 1 complex. The record is from RefSeq and is a predicted model, not a curated record. Lineage: Eukaryota; Fungi; Ascomycota; Sordariomycetes; Hypocreales; Nectriaceae.
AUGGACGACGACUACGGAGCCGACGACGAACUUCUGGCCGCCUUGGCAGCUGCUGAUCCAGCACCAGUCGCACGACCAACACCAUCAAAGAUCCAGCAACCCACGCCUCAACGACUCGACAAAGCGCCUCCUUCUUCGGCCUCGAGCGCAGGAAAAGUAGUACAACCAACACCCCAAGCCCUACCGCAGAAACAGUCUGGAUCAACAAUCUUGGUAUCGCCCCGUCAGCGAGGAAAUCCUGUGCUUACAGGCAUUCGAUCUAUGCCAUGGGAGUACAGCGAUAUUCCGGCCGAUUAUGUUUUGGGCCUAGGUACAUGCGCUCUAUUCUUGAGUCUUAAGUAUCAUCGUCUUCAUCCCGAGUACAUCUACACUCGCAUCCGCAAUCUUCAGGGAAAAUAUAACCUGCGCAUCCUUCUCACAAUGGUCGACAUCACCAACCACGAAGCCUCCCUCAAAGAACUCUCUAAAACAUCCCUCGUCAAUAACGUCACCCUCGUACUAUGCUGGUCCGCCGCCGAAGCCGCGCGCUACAUUGAGCUGUACAAGAGCUACGAGAACGCCUCCUUUGGCGCUAUUCGUGGCCAGCAGCCCUCGAGCUACGGCGAGAGGCUCGUCGAGUUCGUCACCGUGCCUAGAGGUCUGAAUAAGUCGGAUGCUGUCGCCGUAGUAAGCAACUUUGGCAGUUUGAGGAAUGCCAUCAACGCCGAUGCGGAGCAGCUCGGUAUGCUUAACGGCUGGGGCGGUAUCAAGGUAAAACGAUGGGUUUCUGCGGUUGAAGAACCGUUCAGAGUAAAAAAGGCUGCAAAGAGAGGCGCACAGGCUUCAGCGAGACUUGACCAAGCUCUACCCAUUUCUCGUGUACCUCUACGAGACAUGCCAGCUGCUGUAGCAUCAUCUUUUUCACGACAAACCCCCGCCGAAGAAACGUCUUCUUCUGAAAACCCCCAGGGCCAGGCGUCAAAGCAGUUCCAGUUUAUGGCGGACACUGAUGAUGAGGAUGAAGACGAUGAAGAAGCCAUGCUUGCUGCUGCCAUUGAAGCUUCAAAGAAGACUGCCCAGACAGAAGAAGCUAGUCGAACGAGUCAAACAGAUAAGGAUGACCAAGUCAGUGAAGGCAUUGCAGCUGCCCUUGCAAGAAUGAGAGAGAGUGGUUAA